Paracoccidioides brasiliensis Pb18 is the source of this 327-nucleotide messenger RNA. RefSeq lists its product as uncharacterized. Bases 1 to 327 code for a protein of 108 amino acids. The transcript has 2 exons. The record is from RefSeq and is a predicted model, not a curated record.
AUGGGAAGAAGCUGUACCGCGAGAAAAUAUGUACCCUACCCAAGUGCCCUUCUUGCCCUUCUGCCGUUCACAGGUUCCUCCAUCACCCAUAUAUCUAAUUUGCUGACGCUGCCCCCUUUCCGCGGUGGUGUCCUCAUACCGACUCCAGCUCGAGCGUGGCAGAAAGAGAUUGAAGGUACGAAGCUGAAGAAAGUAACCUCCAGCCUUGCAGCUGAGGCGCUAGACCGGAUGUGGUCAAGCGCUGGUCCCCGGCCGGGGAAUGCCCAGAAAAUGCCAAGGCGCAACCCGCAAAAACUGGGCCCCCAAAGCGGCAGGGGGCUAGCCUGA